Kickxella alabastrina is the source of this 2280-nucleotide messenger RNA. RefSeq names its product Alpha/Beta hydrolase protein. Gene Ontology annotation, molecular function: serine-type peptidase activity. Bases 114 to 2165 code for a protein of 683 amino acids. Lineage: Eukaryota; Fungi; Kickxellomycota; Kickxellomycetes; Kickxellales; Kickxellaceae. The transcript has a single exon. Gene Ontology annotation, biological process: proteolysis. The record is from RefSeq and is a predicted model, not a curated record.
AAGGGCCUCCAAAAUAGUGUUUAUUAAUUUUCGCCCUUAGACACAGCUCCAUUUAACUUUUGUUUUUACAGAAUUCCUAAUUAUUAUAAUUCAAUUUUUUUAUUUCAAAGAGAAUGAAUACAAUUGCGCCCUACGGUAGUUGGGAAAGCCCACUCUCGGCCAAAGCCCUGGCAUCCUCUAAUACUUCCACGAGCAGUACCCGCAUAGACCAAGGCAAUCCCUCACGCGUGUACUGGCUGGAAACGCGCCCGACGCAAAACGGCCGGCACACUCUGCUAAGCAAACUCGUCGACGACUACUCUGACGCCACGAUGAUUGAGCAUUUAUCAGGAGAAGAGUGGAACGUGCGGUCAUCCGUGCAUGAGUACGGCGGAGGCGCAUAUGGGGUGCACCAGGGUGUGGUUGUGUUUACCAAUUGGAAAGACCAGGGGGUUUAUGUUUUAGACACGGUCGAGGCAAAGGUGCCUAGACUGGUGUGUGGUAGUGAUGGCCGGAGGUACGCAAAUUUUGUGUUUUUCGGUGCGUUUGUUGUGUGCGUGUGCGAGGAUCAUCGCGGUGAGGGCGAGGCAGUCAAUACUCUGGUGGCAGUGAGGCUGAGCGACGGCGUGGUUACGCAGCUGUUUGCUGGGACGGACUUUGUGUCGUCGCCGGUGCUCAGCGCGGACAAUACUGAGAUUGCGUUUUGCACGUGGCAACAUCCCGACAUGAACUGGGAUGCGACAAAGCUGCGGCGCGCGACUAUUUCUGCUUCCCACGCUGGGCUGCCGCAGCUGAGCAACCUGUCAGUGGUAGCCGGGGACACCCAGAGGGAGAGCGUGUACCAGCCACGGUUCGACUCCCAUGGCCGGCUGCAUUUUAUCAGCGACCGCGCCAAUGGAUUUUGGAACCCACACUACGUGGACCAGGACGGCCAAGUGCGGCUGUCGCUGGAUGAGCCAACUGAGGCUGAGUUUGCACCGCCCGAGUGGGUGCUGGGCAUGUCGACAUUCCAGGCUGUUCCAGAUGGCCGCGGCAUGGUGGUGACGUAUUGUCGCCAGGGCCAGGCGCACCUGGGUAUUUUGGACGUGGACACGAGGGUGAUGGAGGAGCUACCGGUGCCUGGGUGGACGGUGCUGAGCGGAUUUCAGAUGGGCAGGGCGCGUUCGGGCGAGCCUGUCCUUGUGCUUGUCGCCGGCGGGCCGCUCGAGAGCCCCGCACUGUACACGUACUACAUCAAUGGAUUGCUUCAGCAGCAGCCACAGCGGCUCGUAUCCAUGGAAGUUAAGGCAGAGGACUUGGACCCGUCGUUUAUCUCGGUACCGCGUGAGAUCGCAUUCCCCACGAGGCUGCCGCCCUUCGACGAUGGUUCCGAGGAAACCGUCGCGUACGCAUACUACUAUGCGCCAACAAACCCAAAUUAUGUGGCACCCGAGGGCGAGCUGCCGCCGCUCUUGGUCAUGCUCCACGGAGGACCGACCUCGGCCACCCACGCAGUGUACCAAAACAAGAUUCAGUACUGGACAUCGCGUGGAUUCGCUGUCGCUGACGUCAACUAUGGAGGGUCCACAGGCUACGGCCGCGCAUACCGCGAGCGCCUGUACCCGCAGUUCGGCAAAGUGGAUGUUCAGGACUGCUGUGCGGCUGCGUUACAUUUGGCAGCGCUGGGGUUGGCCGAUCGCCGUAGGCUGAGUAUCAUGGGCGGCAGUGCCGGUGGGUUCACGACUCUGGCAUGUUUGGCGUUCCGCCCCGAAGUGUUUGCUGUUGGCGCCAGUCUCUACGGAAUUUCAGAUUUGGAAGUACUGGCGCAGGAGACGCACAAGUUUGAGGCUCAGUACCCUGUUCAUUUGGUCGGCCCAUACCCUGAGAAUCGCCAGGUUUAUCAUGAGAGGUCGCCCUUGUUUUCUGUCGAGCAGUUGGCGUGCCCGGUGGUGUUUUUGCAGGGGUUGGAGGAUAAGAUUGUGCCGCCGAAUCAGGCCACGCUGAUGGUUGAGGCGCUUAAGCACAAGGGCGUGAGGGUUGCAUUGGUUGAGUUUGAGGGCGAGCAGCAUGGAUUUAGGAAGGCAGAGAGUAUUGUGCGUGCGUUGGAGGCUCAGCUGUACUUUUUUGGCAAGGUGCUGGGUUUUGAGCCGGCAGACUGCAUUGAGCCUGUUCCGAUUCACAACAGCAAUGAGCAGGAACAAUUGUGAAAAAGGCAAGGGGGUAUAUGCUCACAUAUGAAUUAACACGGCGCAAAGUAAAUAUUACCUUCAUCUAGCAAGAAAUGAAAAUUUAAUAAAAUAUUUAUUAUUCCGAAGAUACUCG